Molecule: messenger RNA, 1294 nt
Organism: Erigeron canadensis
Lineage: Eukaryota; Viridiplantae; Streptophyta; Magnoliopsida; Asterales; Asteraceae
Product: two-pore potassium channel 5
Exons: 2
Coding region: 88-1182 (364 amino acids)
Biological process (GO): potassium ion transmembrane transport; stabilization of membrane potential
Cellular component (GO): plant-type vacuole membrane
Molecular function (GO): potassium ion leak channel activity
Source: RefSeq, a predicted model, not a curated record
AUAAUAAUAAUACAAUAUCUUCUCAUAACUCUGUCCCUCAUCUUCCUCCCCAAUUCCAAUUCCAAUUCCAAUUCCAAUAUCCAUAACAUGGAAUCAGACCCAUUGCUACUUUAUUCCCAUCCAACCCAAAAACCCAACAACAAUGAUCCAAGCACAUCCGACCCGGUUUGGCAACAAGCCGUCGUCUCUUUAAACCAUUCAAGUUCAAGAAAAAAAAAGUUUCAAAGGUGCAAAACUGCACCCCAGUUAGUAGUUAUGCCCGAAAACCCCCCGGGCAUAACUACUAACCCAAAACCAAGUUCUGCAUCCCUUGUUAGACAGGCUGCAGUUUUACUAGUCCUUUAUCUUACUUUAGGGGUAACAAUUUAUUAUUUUAACCGUGAUCAUUUUUCGGGUUUAGAAACACAUCCUAUAGUUGAUGCAUUAUAUUUUUGUAUAGUUACUAUGUGUACUAUUGGGUACGGGGACAUUGCCCCCGUAACACCUACUGCUAAAUUAUUUUCAUGUUUUUUCGUAUUAGUAGGUUUCGGUUUUAUUGAUAUUAUGUUAUCUGGGGUAGUGAAUUAUGUUCUAGAUUUGCAAGAAAAUAUGUUAAUGAAUAGUUCUAGAGUUGAUCAUCCAAUAGAGACAAAGUUUUCGCCUAUAGAUUAUAUAUAUGAUUUUGCAAAAGGGAGAAUUCGGAUUAGGCUGAAGGUUUGUUUAGCACUAUGUGUGGUUCUGUUAAGUAUUGGAAUUGGGACUUUUGUGUUGUAUUAUGUUGAGGAUUUGGGUUGGGUUGAUUCUUUGUAUUUAUCGGUUUUAUCGGUUACUACUGUUGGUUAUGGAGAUAGGGCUUUUAGGACACUUCUUGGAAGAUUGUUUGCAUCUUUUUGGCUUCUGUUUUCUACACUUAUGGUGGCGCGGGCUUUUUUGUAUCUAACUGAGGCUAGAAUUGAUAAGAGGCAUCGUAGAUUAGCGAAUUGGGUUUUGCAUAGGCAAAUUACUGUUAAAGACUUGCUUGAUGCCGAUAUCAAUAACAGUGGCUUCCUCAGCAAAAGUGAAUAUAUAGUGUUUAAGUUGAAAGAAAUGCAGAAGAUAGAAGAAAGGGAUAUAAUGGAGAUAUGCAAUCAAUUCAGCAAGCUUGAUAGUAGCAAUUCUGGCAAGAUAACAAUGCGUCGUCUCAUUGCAGGUCGCAGCAUUUAAUUUAUUUCUUAUUCAUUUCAACCAAUUAUCAAAAAGAUGUAUAGGUGGUUGUGACUAUUUGUAAAGAGACUUAUGGUAUAUAUGAUUUAUGAUUAUUAGUUGGGUUUGUGUA